Molecule: messenger RNA, 4936 nt
Organism: Dreissena polymorpha
Lineage: Eukaryota; Metazoa; Mollusca; Bivalvia; Myida; Dreissenidae
Exons: 3
Coding region: 247-1641 (464 amino acids)
Source: RefSeq, a predicted model, not a curated record
GUUAUAUGUACGGAAGUUAGUUCGUUGUUGCUAGCUGUAAUAUAACAGUAGGUAUUUAGUAUUUAAAGAAGAAUGAUGAUAAAUAAUUACGGAAUAAUUAAUAUGUAUACUGAAGAAUAUUAUACCAAACGUGAACAAUACUUUAUAUAUCCUAGAUAAAUAUUAUAUUAAACGUGAACAAUGCUUUAUAUUUCCAAACCCUUCGCAUUAUAAAAAGGACUUAAACGGGGCUGCAACCGACUGAAAAUGGCAGAAGGAGGCAUGGAUCGAGCCACAUCACAGACUGAAAGCGUUCCAGGACACAACCGCCUGUACAGUCGUCACUCUCAGAAUCAUGUCGAAAAUAUAUCCAUGGAAAUAUGUACUAUAAUGACCCGGCUGGGAUACGGCGAGGAGAUGAGAAGAUGGCGGGUUGAGAAAUACAGUGAGUUGAGUAGGCAGUCAGCAACACGAUCACCUCAUUUCAUUCAAUUGAUAGCAGGAAGCAAGGCAGAGGGACUUACCUGCAUUUUCGAAAGCGACUGGGACAUGUUUCACGUGGUGAAGGGUGUCCUCUGUGUGGAAGCUGUUAUCAACCUUAACAUUAUACCUGACGACUUAGACGUGUUUAGGAUGGAUACACGCGUAUAUCCAGGACACUGCAGACUGUUACAAGAGAGACGAGGGCAUACACGUUUUAUACAAAUUACUAAUUCCCUGUGUGAUAAUGGAUAUGGAGCCGGUCUACUUAGUAGUAGUUUAUUCCUAGACGAAUGUUCGGAAAAAUUUACAGAAUCACAUGUAGCGGAUCAUGAAAAAGCGGGGCCGUCGAUACCGGGGACAAUUAAGGGUGUAUGGCAUUUAGACAGAGUACCCGCACUACGCUGUCACUGCCCCAGUUUCUUACAACGAUGGGCUGCCAGAACCCGUCAUUGGCCGUCACCAGGUAUAGUUAAGGAAGUCGUAUCAUUCGGAGCCUACCUAACCCCAGUCGGGUUUAAGGGAAGUGAUUACAAGCACAUGGAAUGGAGGAUGUGCUUUAACCCUGGUGAGACAGUACUUGUAAACAAUCUUAAUAGCACACAAACGCAAGUGUAUGUUAUGCUUAAAAUGAUUCUCAAAGAUGUUCUUAAGCCUUGUAAGAAAGAAGUUACAUCAUACGUGAUUAAAAAUAUAGUACUUUGGCAAGCUGAGAAUAACCCACAGCAUAACUUUUAUAAACGCAGUUUUUUAUACUGGCUACAUGACGGACUGAGAGCCCUUAAGACUGCUAUUGCCACACAACAACUGUCAUACUACAUGAUUCCGGAAAGAAAUUUAAUGGCAGCAAGUGGUUUGCAGGAUAAGCAGCAAAGUAAAUGGGUAGCAGAUAUUACGGACAUGAUGGACGAAGGUCCGAGAGUUAUACUAAGAUUACAGAGGAUACGACAGGCCGUCAUCGCGUCCCCAGAGCCGAUGUUGUGGUUCAGCAAAAUAAGGAUGGAGCUUGAGAUACUGUGUCUGGAGGAAAUGACCAGACAGUGUAGCGACGAGCACAAUGCUAUUUUGCAGGAGAUAAAGAGACGUAAGGUGGAGAUAAUGAUGGAGGUGGCACAACGGAUGCGCAAAGACGGAUGUGCUGUUAAUGAUCUGAAUGACAUCCUCUACAGAAUUGUGAUGUAGUACUGCAUUAAAGUGUAAGAAGUUAAUGGAGCCGAAGGAACUAAUCAGAGACAUGUAAUACAAAGAUUGUUUUGUUGCCAAUUUUCAAGAAUUGAUUGUAUUUGCUUUUUUUAUAAGGUUUCACUUCUUUAUAUUGUACUUGCUAUUUUGUCAUUAUUAUCAUGAAUUUGCGAAUAUUGGCAGGUUUACGUAUAUGAUAAAAGUUUUACAUCAACAAACUCGGAUUAUGUGAAAAUCAUUAGCCGUACGCCACUUAACGAAACCAUGUCACUGUUUGACCUGCUAUGAAAACCCCCCAGACAAUUUGCUCUUAUAAAGCAAGUAAGUCUGGUCGCUCAAUGACGUAAUAAUUUCGAAAAAAAAAACACAACGAAAGGGGAUUCCCCAUGAUGUGAUGAUAUAACUAUAUUAAACUCGCGACGAAUACCUUGUAUACAAGUCAGCUUAUAAAGUAUUCUUAGUUUCAAAGGGGCAUAUCAACGAUUUAUACGAUAAUGCAUUUAUGCCUAUUAAUAUCUUUACUAAAAUAACAUAUUAUUUCCUCUAUAGGCUACAUGCUUCUUGAUAUAAUUGCUUAUUAUUGCCCGUAUUUAAAUGCAUACAAUUUAUAUGACUGAUGUAUCGUUAAUAUAUGUAACGUUGGAUCGGCAUUUGAAAAAUAUCGUUUUAGUUUUAGGCACUCGAAAUAAACAUUUUAAACUGUGAUUGUCAAACUAUUAUUCGAAAGCUUAGUUCCAAAGCAUGUUAUAUGUAUGUAUUGCAAGUUAAUUUAUCGAUUUCAUAUAAAGUCGUUUUAUUUUAAACUAUUUUCAAUUCAUGUUCAUUAUAAUUUCAUUCUCAUUGAUUGUGUAUACACAUGUUGAUCAAGUUGUGCUAAGCACUAAUGUAUAGUAAAUAUAUUGCUUAUAAUCAAACUUUUAGAAAGCGCAGAAAUUCAGUAAUACAAUCUUAAAUAAUGUUGUAUGCACGAAGAAUAACUCUUAUUCAAUGCACCCUUUCAAUAUAAUUUGAGUUGCGCAUACUGGCAGAAAAAAGGGUGUUUUUGUCUUAUUGAAGUCUCAAUCUUAAGUGCUAAGUGUUGUAUUUAAAACUUAAAUUUUAUAGAUAUACUGUACAAUAGUGCAGACACAGUCAAGCAACACAGUAAUCCAAAUGGUCAACAAUUGAAUACACACCUAGAACAAAUUAUCGGUGAAUCACGCAACGUCAUUCGUUGUAUGAUCAUUAAUGACUGACUUGGGCACGAGGUUUAAAUGAUGUUGAAUUCAGACAUGUUUGUAUUCAACUUGACUUGCUAUUAUAAUUUGUUUAUGUUAUAUGGACGUAAUUAUGAAUUGUAUCUUUGCGAAUUUAUUUAAUAUCAUGUGUUUUUGAGAUAAGACUUUUUAGAACUUAGCAGGAGAGAAAUUGUAGUAGUAUCGUAUUCAUAAAGUGACCAUUUGUGUAUGCAUUACAGGGCGAUACACACUUUAAAUAACAAUGAUUAAUGAUGGUUUUCCGCCUUGGAAAUGUCGAUGGCCUUUGAGGUUGAACCCGGUUGUAAGGUUAGUCCAAUAUGCACAUUCAUAUUAUUCAAUACGUUAAUAUGGCAUGCAUUGGAAUGCACACAGCAUGCCAUUAUUCGGUUAGAUGGUCAACGACAGCUGUAGGCUGUUAUAGAACUGGUUUGCGGAAUAUUGUUUAGCAAAAUAAGUGGUUAUUGCGUUAUGAAUUAUGUUUCAAACAAACACAGAACUAACAGUUUUACUUUAAAUGAAACUUUGAAACAUUUGCAUGACCUAGCGGUAUUUUACUCUCAAUGUAGCCAAAUGUAUAACUGAAUGCCUAUAUAUAUUAAUACAGCUUAUGUUUGAUAGGCGUGGUUAAAUUUAGUGUGAACACAUACGUGGGAUUAAUGUCCCUUUGAUAAGUCUGUAUAGAAUAAUUUCGAACUUGACUAAAAAUGUCGACAUAAGUGCAAUAAAGACACUUAUUUUAUUAUUAUUUGCGAUCAAUAAUGUAUGUCAUCAUUUAACAAUAUGUUUUUGUGUUGAUAGUUUGCUUCUUUUUUCAACAUUAAAACGUGUAUUGUGGUGAGAGUAAAAACAAAUUCGUGUAAAAAAUAAUGUGUGGAUAAAUUAAAUUUGCUACACUAAAAACAAAUUUAAAUAAGAAUUGUUGUCUUCAAGUUCUCUCAAAUAUUGAAACGUCAGGUCCUGCAGCCUGUUUAUUUAUUUAUUGUUUAUUCAAUAUAAGGCAACGUGAUACUAUGUAGCAGCAAUUAUGUUCAAACAUGUUACACACGAUUGCUCAUAUAUACUUUUUGACCUUGUGGUUACCUUUUGAUGUAAAAAGUUAAUGUGUAUUUGUUUUCUUUAGUUGUUUGUGAUAGGUGUUUUUAAAAAAAGACAAAAAAACAACAGAAUAGUUAUGAAUAAUGAUGAGUUGCAUAAAGUGGGUAGAAAGCAUACUGGACUUAUUCAUGAAAAGUAAAUGUUUUUCCAUUAUUGUUCAAAUAUAUUAAGUGUAUCCUUGUUUAGGGAAUAUCUGUUUCAAUUUGAAUCUUCAGUUUUAAAUAAUUAAUAAAAUAGUUCAUUGUUGAUACUUGUUUUCUGUAUUUCAUGCUGAAUAUAAAAUAUUUAAUUAAUAUGAUUAUGUAAUUCACACCGUUAUUAACAUAUUGUAUUUUGAAGGUAUUUACACUCAAACUGAUGCCUAAGAGAGAUAGUUUAACAUUUAAUUAUUGUUUCUCUAGAAGGUUUUCAAUUGAUUCCAAAGAUGUUGAAUAUGUUUACACUCUCAGAAAAUGUGUUAUAUUGGUUCAAUAUGUUCACUACACAUAUCACAUAGAUUUGUGUUGGAUAUGUUGCACUAAAUAAGAUAUUUAUUUGUAGUUAUAACUCUCUGGGUGUAUUUAUAUUGAAAAUUUCUCAGUAUGCUAUCAGUAAUUGAUGUAUAUGGCAUUUCCAAUUAAAGUAUUUAUCCCCAAGAAGGUUUUGACAUUUAGUUUGAGCUUUAGAUAUUUCGGUAGGAUGUUUCAUUUGAAGUGUUAAAAAUAUUUUGAUUGUUUUGUUUUGUAAUUAUGUUUUCUACGAAAGUUGUUUGAGUAUAUGGUGUGUUAUUUGUAUUGAUAACAGUUUUACUAUGUAUGGGUAUACUUUUGAUCAAUGUGUAGUACAUCAGGAAAUUACUUGUAUGUAUUCCGAAUAUGUAGCAUAAGUUAUCAAAAGUCGUGUAUUCUGUAGUCGUAUAAUUGCUCUGCAUAUGUUGUAUUUCGUUCGAACCAUUUGUAUAGAAAAACAUUUUAUUAUUAGUA